AUGAACGGCGAUGCGGGCUUGAUAGGCAGCCUAGUGGACAGGCUGACCACGAGGCUCCCUCACCGAACCGGCACGCCGUCUCAAGACCUUUCCCAAGACGAUAUCGUCUCCAUCACUCGCGCCACUCUGGUCAAACUGAGCGCAACCUCCCUCUCUUCCGUGCUCGAUGCCCUCUUGACUCUUCUCGAAGACCUCAUUCGUCCUUACCGCACCCUGCCCCCAUUCGAACACCCGCCACACGUGUUUUUGUCCGAACUCUACGUUCUCGAGCUCAUUGCCGACUGCUGCGCGAGCAAUUGGUUCCGGUCGAAGAGCCCUACUGACCCGGCAUCUCCCCCCACUGCCGAUCGCGAUGCCGAUGCUGGUCUAUUAUCCCUCUCUCCCGCAGAGCGUGCCGCAUUUAUCCCGUCGGAGCCGCUCUCGGACGUCCAGCUCAGACGCAUAUUCGAGCUUAUCAAGGUGCUUUUUGAACCCAUCCCCGAGGGCUACGUCCCCCCGGCCAAGGCCAUCCUGGACGACUCGUCCUCCAAACCCAUCACAACCCCUCUGGCCCCCGAAGAGCCCACGCGGACGCCGCUCUCUACGAGCUCCAGCGAGCCGCCCGAGACGAGGAACCUACACCAAACUCAUGCCGCCGCCAUUGAAGCUCACAUAAAGCUGAUUGUCGAGUUUGUGACGGCGUCGAGUUGGCAGGCCGCCUUUGAUCACUUCCGCGCUGUCAUCUAUGCCGCCCGAAACAACGCCGCUUCCGGUGCUGGCUCUCUGUCUAACCCCCUCACGCCUGAGGAUGAACGCUCAGCCCUAAUCAUGCUCCGUCUGGUUUCCUCCUUUUGGCUAGACGGCCAAAAGCUGAGCCUGGUGAUUCAGGAGUUCUGCUCCAGCUUCCUGCACUUCCGGAAGUCAUUCCAGAACGCCAUUGCGGUUGUCAUGCCCCAGAUUAUCACGCGAUGGCUGGACCGCUACCCGGCCGAGUUCGUUGCUCUGCACUCUGUGCACAACCCCAAGCGCCGCGAGACCGCCCCCGACACCCUGUUCGACAUGUCGCUGACCAUCGGAGACAACGGCCGCCGGAAGAGCCUGCUCUACCCGAUGCAGAUGACGCUGCUCUUCCUGCAGCCCGACGUCUUCGAGGUCGCGUCCAACAUGCGGGAGUCCAAGGGCGUGAGCAUGGCCAAGAAGGUCCAGUUCUUGGACGGCCUGCGCAAGGCCCUGCGCAACCGCAACGAGAUGGCUGCCUACUGCCUGGUGCUGCUGCUGCGCGUGGCGCGUCAUUUCGAUGGGGAGAGCGAUUCGGCGCUGAUGAGCUACGCCAUGGAUGUGCAGGAUGAGGUAAAAGAUGCUGUGUUCCGGCGUGCAGGCCCCGGCACUGGAUCGCCGGAUGGUCAGUUAUUUGAUCAGGAUCUGAUGACGGCUGCGUUUGUUUCGCUGUCGCAUUUGAAUUUCGAGAGCACGAUUGAUAGUUUGGCGGCGACGUGUCUUGGGUCCUCGGCACCUCAAAGGUUCAAGAUCGCGUUGAUCCAGGCAUGUGCGCACUUUGCGCGGCUGGGGAAUAGUCAGAAGUACCAGCCUUUGUUUACCGCGGCGAGUGCGUUUAUCCAGGGGCAGCUGAGGGCUAUGUGGGAACUCCUUGAAGAGGGCUACAUUGAGGACCAAAGUGCCCAACGGAAGGCGGUCGAGAGCGCCACUACCAUCAAUAUGGUCUGUAACAUCCUCAAUUUCUUGGAUGCCUCGCCCAUGACCUUGUUCGAGGGCCCUCCCAGCGAUCGGUCAGGUCGCGAGGAGUUCUACGAGGACAACUUCGAGGCCCUUGUGUGCUGCAUGAUCGCAUCAAAUGAAUCGGUUCGACGGCUGGCCAUCAGCGUGGCAAAGAAACUGUUUGCAAAAGAAAAUGUAUUGUCGUCAUUGAGGAACUCGAAGGCGCUGGGCGCGCAUGGGUUCAAGACGAAGUUCUGGAAGAUCACGUCGCUUAUUCUCUUAUCGAUUUGUGAGCGAGCUAGACUUCCUUGUACGGCCGAGAUGCUUCGGUCCAUCAAUGACUACCUGGAAGCGAGGUUAUUGCUUCUGUCAUCGAUUCCAGAGCUGGGAGAAACACCAGAAGAUAUUCCCGAGCGGACGAUCGCCUCCACGAAGCUAGAGACGCUGUUCUUGGUUUCUCUAUGUUCGGCCGACAUGGAAGCAUGCCAAAUGGUGACGUCUUGCAUCGCAACCUUCCUCGAGGAGUGUCGCGCCAUCGAUACCGCGCAGGCGGCCAAGUCGUCGCUCACAUUGCUGCGGAACAGCGAGAUUUGGGCCGAAAUCUCGACCCGUGACUUCCGCUUCACUGGCGUGGUUGCUUUCCAGAAGCGUACCAGGGCCUUGCUUCGUCGCAUGCAGUACCCCAGUGCCGGCAUACUUGACGCCUGGGAGAUUGUGUUCAAGAAUUGGCUGCCGCUGUCAAAUGAAGUCUCACAGAGCCUUGAGACGGUCGUUACGGAACGCAUGGUGGCCGAAUGGCGUAACUAUUCCGGAUUCCUUGCUUCGCUAGGCGGCAUCUGUACCGCUGAGCAGGCUGCUAAUCUCGAGGAGCCAGCUAUCAGCGGCUUGCGUUGGAUUGAUCGCCUGCCGGCUGGCACGAAUGAUGAGCCGUUGCUGACGCGCUACCUUCGCCGCAGCAUUCAGCUCCUUGCUUGCCCCAACAUCCGCGUGCGCGAAAUCAUGCGCGAAGUUCUCGCCACCGAAGUGCCUCCGUCGCUGUUCCAGCCGCUCUUCAAGGCCCUCGAGACCGAGCUGGACAUGCUGUUUUCCAGUGCCUCGAUUGAUCCGGCUGUCCGCGCUCGCCAAGGCCAGGGAGUUGAUACGGACAUAAUCUUCGUGGAGCAGUCGUCAUCCCUCCUACGCGCGCUGGUUGAACGUCUUGAUACCCCUGCUACAGCUGCCGAUCCAAACAUCGCUGCGGCCGCUAUAUCUGCGUUGCCUUCCUUGCAUCUCGGCGCAUUGUGCCUCAAUUUUGCCAAGCUGCUUGAUCGCAUCGCCCCAGAUACUGUUAGCAGCUUGAGGGUCAAGAUCAAGGUGUGCCAUCUCACCGAAGCGGUCACUAAGCGCAAGGAACACCUCAACUUGCGCGAUGAUGUCCGUAUCCGCAACCAGUUGCUGGAGUACAUAUUUGGCUGGAUAGCACGGCCACGAACGCCUACUCGGAGGGACACUGACCCUUCUGGCGGCGGAGGCAGGGCUGGCGACGAGAUGGCUCGCCUUCAACGCGACUUGGACCGCGCCUGUCUCAAAUCACUUGCCGAGCUAACGUUCCGGCUGCCACUACAGCCCGCUGAGGGUCUGACCGACGCCGAUAUGAGCGAGCUCAAGAGCCAGAUGUUCCACAAGUACUUCAACCGGUUCCUCUCGCUGUUGAACCUGGACCCCAGCGGUCUGGCGAACAGCACGGCUGGCCUCGGCGGCGGAUACAGUGGUUAUGGAUACAGCCACCAGGGCCUGGAUCUGGCCCGCGAUCAUUACCAUCAUUAUUAUCCUGCCCCGACGGGGGGCAACGCCGGUGGGGGGCAAGGGCUGGAGGCGUCGACGGCUGACUUGGCGAUUACGAUUCUGUCGAACCUGUUGAGUGCGAACAUCGAUAUGGGAUUGAAGCACUCUCUUAGUAUUGGAUACCAUGAUAAUGUCGAGAUUCGGACGGCAUUCGUCCGGGUGCUGUAUAACAUCCUUAUGCAGGGCGCAGAGUUCAAUAACCUCAGCGAUGCGGCAGUAAAUGAGAUGUAUGAAGGCUUGUUGGAGCUCCUGACGACGGACAUGAGCUUGGUGAAGGCCAUGUGUGCCGUCUGCCCUAGCCAUGAGGUAGACGACUUGACCAUCGCGCUGCUCAACAUCUUUGAGCCAAGGGGCUUGACCUUUGUUUUGUUGGAGGAGUUGAUCAAGCAGGAGGUUGACGACACAUACAACGAGUCCGAACUUCUUCGUCGCUCAUGUGUGGCCACCAAGAUGCUUUCCAUCUACGGAAAAUGGAAAGGUGCCAGUUAUCUGCGCGCCACUCUGUCGAGCGUCAUCGAGAAGCUCAUGCGUAACUCCAAGGACUUGAGUCUUGAGAUCGAUCCGGUUCGUGUGCCCUCGUCAGAAGAGAGGCUCAAGAAUGUGGAACACCUAGAGAUCGUGACCAAGGUCUUCAUCGAGAAGAUUGUUGAGUCAGCAUCCAGCAUGCCAGCGUCCUUCAGGAAGAUCUGUUACAUUAUCUCCCAAGCGGUUGUUAAGAAAUUCCCCAACGCAAAGUACACAGCCGUGGGCGCUUUCAUCUUCCUGCGAUUCUUUUGUCCGGCCAUUGUGGCUCCGGAGAUUGAGGGUCUGGUCCCGACUGCUCCGUCUAACCAUAUGCGCCGCGGCCUGCUCCUCGUCGCCAAAAUCAUCCAGACGCUGGCCAACAACGUUCCGUUCGGCGCCAAGGAGCCUUACAUGUACCCUCUCAUGGACUUCUUGACCAAUAACAUCUACACGGUGACCACGUUCCUGCGCGAAAUCUCCUCGGUGUCGCCCGCUCAAGUCGAGAGCUCGGCUCAGACGGAAUCGUUUGACUUCAGCUCAUGUGUUGCUCUGCACCGCUUUCUGUAUGAACAUUGGGAUCACAUUCGCCAGCGCCUCGCUGCUAAGGAGCGGCGGGAUCUGGUUCGUUCCCCAGCCGAAUCCACAAGAGGACGGGCUCCUAUGAUCGAUCCGCUGCGCAACCUCAUCAUGGAGAUGAGCAUGGGCCCCCCGCCGUUAGCAGUGACAUGGAACCGUCCUCACAUCUCGGCCAACACCCCGCCUGCCUAUUCGCGCUUCCAGGACUUCAUGAUCCGCAACGCCUUUCGCAAUACCGAAUCGUACCUCACAGCACGUGCUAUCUACGACGGCGGCGAGAGCAAAGAUGGACUGUCUAUUAUCUGCAUCAUCCUGCGGCACAUUGAUGCCGAGUCCAUCGACUACGACACGCUGAUAUUCUGCUACCUCAAGAUCGCCAGCCGGCUGUGGCACCGCCCCUUCGGUUUGCUCAUCGAUGUGACUGGCUACAACGGGCAGGCUGAACCCAAGGAUGAGUUGUUCCAAAAGCUGGAGAUGCUCACACCAACCGAGCUCGCGCGCCAACUUUCGCGCAUCUACAUCUACAACAUGAACAGUGUGUCCAAGAAGUGCCUCAGGCGUCUCCUGCGUGCAUCCACUCGAAACGAGGCCAGCGUGUUCAGCCCUACUAACGUCGAUUACCACCUGAUCGGCAGCUUACAAGACCUUCAAACGCACUUCCACUUGAGCCAGCUGCAUCUGCCCAAGGAGACCAUCAGUGUGGUAACCGACACCCGCUACGUCUUCCAGCCGGUCACACGGCUCUCCAGAACCAGGGGCAAGAUCGAGGUGGUCAUCAAGGUCGGCAGCCAGUACGUGCAGGUCACAACGUGCAAAAAGCAAGAGGUGCCGGGCUUCCAUUUGAGCACCACCAUCAACGACAUCUUCCGUCUAGGCGAAAUCGAGGAGGCACCUACUAUGAUCCAGACAGAGGACGACUCUGCCUUUUGCCUGCGCGCUGACAAUGGCAAGAUCGUCAUGUAUUUCACUAGCCCCAAGAAGGCAGACGUCCUUCAAGCUAUCCGCCUGGCCAAGGCCAAGUACAGCAAGGACAUGCGGUCGCUGAAGACAACGGACCGUUUGAUCCGGCCGCAGGAUGUGCCUGGUACUCUCCUCAAUUUGGCCUUGACGAACUUGGCUAGCGACGAUCCAGUGCUACGAUUAUCCGCAUACAACCUGCUGAGCGCUCUGUGCAAGGCCUUCAAGUUUACUGCUGCGUCGAAGUUGAUGAGCACUAAGGAUAUUUCCGUACCGCUGGACCCGUCGCGGUUCAUUAUCAAGAUCAGCAAGAACCUGGCUGAGACGGAGCCACAGCUUACCUCGGAUUUCUUGACAGCCUUUUUCGUUGGCUGGGAGAGCUUUAGCGACUCCCAGAAGCCAUUGAGCCUGGCGUACAUGGCUCCGUGGAUCCCGGGACUGCGCACGUCGCUGCUGGCGAGUGAGCCCGAGUCAGAGAAGGGCCGCGAAAAGAUAGCGGUGCUGUUCCGCAAGCUCAUCGAAGUUGCGUUCGGCGAUGCCGCGUUGAUGCUGACGCUGGAGCAAUCGGUGUGGCCGGCCAUCUGCCAGGAUGAAGUACUCCUAGACAUUUUCCUGGACGAGAUCAUCAAGACUGCGUUGACCUACGGUUUCGACGACGAGCACACCGAAGUUCUGACGUCGAUUGCCAGCAGCAUAGGAACCAUCACGCUGCGCGGCAAGAUCAUUUCCCGGCUUCGCAAGGCUGUCAACCGCUCAUCACUGCGGCCGACCAAGCACCUGCCUGACAACACUGUGUGGAACGAGAUCUGCGUGUUGCUGCAAUUCUGCCUCGCCCUGUCCUUCGAUAGCGGUAUCCAGGCACAAAUGUACCUGCCGGAGAUCUUCCAUAUUGUCACCAUGCUUGCCAACACGGGCGCUCCAGAUGUGCGCAUCGCCGUACACCGUCUGCUGAUCAACUCGCUGCACUCUGCUUGCACGUCCUUCUCGCUCGACGAGACGCGGUUGGCCAAGUUGCGCGCUACGCUCGAUACACUAUCGGAUCCAAAGAACGAUAUCUUUGUCAACUCUGUGCCAUUCGUGCGUGAUGGAGCAUCGAUCUCGACCCAACAGGAGAGUGGGCCGGCAACGCUGGCAGCCACAGAGCACCUAGCGACCAUCUUGUUUGAAGUUUGCUCGCUCGCGGCCCCUUCGGUUGAUCUGACCAACGCAUGGCGUGCUCGUUGGAUGGGCCUUGUGGCCAGCACGGCUUUCCAGAAUAACCCGGCAAUCCAGCCACGAGCCUUCACUGUCAUGGGCUGCCUGGCGCGCGAGGAUGUCGAUGAUGACCUGUUAUACCAGGUUUUGGUUGCCUUGCGCCACAGUGUCAACCGCUAUGCAGAAGAUGGUAGUUCUGACUUGCUCGUUUCCAUCUUGACAGCGCUUUCGAAGAUGAUGAUCAAGCUGCCAACCACCUCACGUUAUGGUUUGCAGCUGUUUUGGCUGGCUGUGGCCUUGCUGCGCCUUGUGCCUGCCAACCUCUUCAACUGCACAGCGCUGUUCCUUGAGGCUGUCCUGGCUAAUAUUCGCACCGCUCCAGACAUGCGCGGCGACAAGCUGGUGCCCUACCUGCUUCAGGGUCGUGCCCAGCUCGAGGACGUUGCUUUGCCGCUUGAUGAUGCCUAUGGCAUUCACUUCAAUGCCGAUAACUUCCACUUUGCGGCAUGCGCGUGCCUGGUCCGCGGCUUGACGGACGCUGUCACCAGGCCAACAGCACUUCGCGUCCUCUCGACCUUCUUGGAGAUAACCACGGCAACUUCAUCCUCGUCCCGCGGGAGCCGGGGCCUAUCCAGAGAUGCUACGGCACCACCAGCGAACAAUCCGGAGCGCGACCUAGCCGAUUUCACUUCCUCCCCUUACAUGUCCCUGAUGCUUGCUCGCGCCGCCUCAGUCGACGAACUCCGCGAGCACCUCUGGGAGGCUGGGCUUAACGUCGUCAUUCCCCCAUCCACCGACCUCUCCGACCUGCGCGCCACGAUCGUCGACCUCUCCCGUCUCAAGGACAAAGACCUCCUGCUCAACACCGCCCUCGAGCUCAUCGACUUCCGGUACUUAGACGACGCGAGCCAGUCCCGCACGCUAACGUGGCUCAACCGCAUCGCGACCGCACGCCCGACCGUGGCCAUGCCCCUGUAUGCGCCGGUUGUUGAUAUGCUAGAUGAGGUCUUGAUGCACUGCCAGAAUAGCAGCACGCUGAAGAUGGCACAUGUGCUGCUGCAGACUCUGACUGUGGGUAGUGGGCGGUUGAAGGCUGGCUCCGCGGCUGCGGCAGUGGAGUCGAGCGCGGCAAUGCUGGGGGAGUUGUUGGAUGAGCUGGGGGUAGAGGGGCUGUGGAAGGCGGGGAGCAGGGAUCUGGGGAACAGUAGUAAUGGUGGUCCUGGAGGGCCAGGGACGGGUGUAGAGAUGAUGGAUAGAGAGGGGAGAGGGUGUUUUGGGUUGACGGAAAAGUUGAUUGAGCUUAUCAUCAUGUGA
Thermochaetoides thermophila DSM 1495 is the source of this 8064-nucleotide messenger RNA. Its product is annotated as putative GTPase activating protein. The coding region runs from base 1 to 8064 and encodes 2687 amino acids. Lineage: Eukaryota; Fungi; Ascomycota; Sordariomycetes; Sordariales; Chaetomiaceae. The transcript is spliced from 8 exons. Gene Ontology annotation, biological process: regulation of GTPase activity. The record is from RefSeq and is a predicted model, not a curated record.